Messenger RNA from Aspergillus wentii DTO 134E9, 580 nucleotides. RefSeq lists its product as uncharacterized. The transcript is spliced from 3 exons. Lineage: Eukaryota; Fungi; Ascomycota; Eurotiomycetes; Eurotiales; Aspergillaceae. Bases 208 to 522 code for a protein of 104 amino acids. The record is from RefSeq and is a predicted model, not a curated record.
UAGCAUGUGAGUUCUCUGCAGGAUCUGAUAGCAGAAAUAUAUUUCACAAUAGACGACAUUGCCUCUUGCAUCGGCAAGCACAAGAACAUAACCCGGGUAUCAUAUUCUCUUCAACACCAGAUGAAAUGCAUUAUAAAAACCAAAGAAUCGCUCGAACGCUUGAUACGAACGCAAAAUAAUCAAUCUCAUCCCACCUAAGCAUACGCGAUGGUCUUCUCGGACUCGAUGGGUUUCCAGUUACCCCUCUUGGCCUCCGCACUCUCUCUCCUGAGCUGUUGGCAUGAUCGAAUGAACAAGAUAAUAUGGAAAAUUGCAGAUACUAGGGCCAAGAUAGCAGCGACCAACGCCAAAGGUUUCUUGAGGAGUAAUUCUCCAACCACAGCGAUAGCUCCAAGGGAAAAGAGAACGAGGGCGGAGAGUCCAUCAAAAACAAAAUUGAUGACGUGGUGGUUUGUGCGUUUGCAGAUGAGAAGGAUUUCUUCCACCAACGACCAGAUUGCUACGCAGAUGAAAAAGAUAUAGAUGUCUAUGUUGGGAGUCACCACUGCAAUGAGGACGAUAGCAACGAUGUUGAAGAUGA